Messenger RNA from Kockovaella imperatae, 1379 nucleotides. RefSeq lists its product as hypothetical. The transcript is spliced from 3 exons. The record is from RefSeq and is a predicted model, not a curated record. Lineage: Eukaryota; Fungi; Basidiomycota; Tremellomycetes; Tremellales; Cuniculitremaceae. Bases 312 to 1316 code for a protein of 334 amino acids.
CGGAGCCAACAUAUCCACAGAUAUCCUUGAAGGCGGAAGGCGCAGCUAUGAAGGGUGCUUAUACAGUGCCCCUGCAGAUUCGUAGAUACAUAUCUUCGAGGGCGAAAGGCUCAGUCACAAAGGAUGCUGAGUUGAAUCCGUCUUUUGGGCUGUUUCAGGGCCCCAGGGAUCAAGCCCCAUCUCAGGCUUUCGAUGUCGCCAGUCAAAAGGGAUGAUCGAGCCCCCCCUUGGGUAGUCCUCCGGUCUUCCUUCGCUGGGGUCUCAGCCUGGACAAACAGAUCGCUCCCUCCAUUAUACUUACUAGUAGGAUUAUGAUAAGACGAAGGCCCAUCCUCCAGCCUGACCGCUCGCAUACAUACCAGUCGACUCAGGAAAGCGUUCUUCGCACAUACCAGAACAACAUGACGACCACUGCUGCUUUCUCCCUGGAAGACGAGGCGGGACUGGCCGGCAGGACUGUACUGUCGGAUCUGAAGACGAACCAAAUACCCUAUGAUGCCUCAGACAGUGACAUUGAUGAGGCGCGAGUUUUCUUCCAAGAGGCUUGGCCUAUGAUACUGGCUGGCACACCGUUGUCCUUGCCUUUGACCUUGAGCAGAGGAGCAGCGCUGGCCUCGCGAGAGCUCCGCAGGAGUCUAGGUACACUCCAGCUACUUUCACAAGCCGACACAGGAUGGGGAGACGAACACGUCGAGCACGAUACCAGUUCAAGUAAAGGCAAAGGCAAGGCGACUUGGGACCCUCAGUCAACCGGGCAGAGCGAAGGCCUCACAAAGAAGGAUACUGCCGCUCAGCGUUAUAAGACCCUUGAGAGCUGUGUAGCGAAGCUUCGCGAUGCACUUUGUGCAUGGCACGUAUCUCUGCUGACGAACCCAGAGAAGUCAAAAGCAGAUUUUGACGACAAGCCAGAGUUCUUCCAAUUUCUAGCCACGGAGAUAGCGAAUGAGCGGCUGGAUCCCGAAGGCGACUAUGUGGCCUUGGAUGAGGGCGCUCCGGGUCCAUCUGUGGGUCAAGGAUCAGCUCAUCUCUUCCUCGAGAAUCCUACCGAUGACUUUGGGGACCAGAGCGCUCUGUUGAGAUGGGCCAUGGAUUACCACGACCUAUUCGGUAACAUGGACUCACUUUGCAAGGCUGAGGUUCUGCCUCACGAACACGAGAUGAACGUGUCGGCUCUGAUUCCGUACGUGAACAAUUACAAUGACAGAGCCGCGGCGAGCUUGGGGUUUGACACUGGAGGAGAUGCCAGUAGUGACGCCAUCGCAAGGGGAGCGGGGAUUGCCCAGACGCUUGGUCUGAAAUUUGAACAAGGAGAAUAGAGGCUCCAAGUAAAGACGAAAGUCUUGCCAGUGGGUAGAGAUGCAUGCAUCAUGCAUCCGGGC